This is a messenger RNA of Parasteatoda tepidariorum (common house spider), 2005 nucleotides long. RefSeq lists its product as uncharacterized. Lineage: Eukaryota; Metazoa; Arthropoda; Arachnida; Araneae; Theridiidae. The record is from RefSeq and is a predicted model, not a curated record. Gene Ontology annotation, biological process: neuron projection morphogenesis; positive regulation of neuron migration. Gene Ontology annotation, cellular component: cell leading edge; cytoplasm; axonal growth cone.
CUCUCCAGAUUUUAUUUUGUCAUCUUUCAACGCAUAUGCGAAAAGGUUCAAAAAAUCAUGCGGACUUCUUAAUUUCUAAAAUUAUGAAAUAUGCGAAUUUACAGUCUUGUUUGCUUAAUAUAAAUAAUUGCUUAUAAGUAUUUUCUUGUUUAAUUGAGAUACAGACGAGAAGGGAAAGUAAGAUACAUCCAUUCAUGUUGCGGCCGCAACUGUGAAAAGCAGUUUCUGCCCAUCGAAACGAAUAGUUAAAGAGAAUUAUGAACUUCAACUUCUCCUUUUCGAUAAUGGAAUUUUAUUGGAUGGAAAAAACAGCUGUGUUUAUUUUCGUUUUUGAGUGAGUAUUCGGAAUGAAGUGAGGGAAGCGGCGCCUUCGUUUUGUUUCAUGUUUAAAUUUAUGAUAUAAUGGAGAAGAAGUCCUUUAAAAAUAAAACUUUCAGCAGACAAAAUGAUUCUUGCAAGGAGAAGCUGGAGCUCUUAGAAGAAAAAUUUCAAAAAAUGAAAGAGAUUUUAAAGCAAGUAUUGAAAGACUUGAAAAAUGAGAAAACCCAAACUGAAAUUCUUCAAGCAGAGUGUACCAAAUUAGCUGCAGAGGUUAGAGAAAAAGAUGAAUUACUUGAACGAAUGCAUUCUGUGUCUGAAGCUGUUGUUGAUGAAUUUAGUGCUUUGAAGGUAAAAUGUGAUAUGGAAACUGAAGCUGCUAAUAUGGCUAUUAAAAGGGCAACUAGAUAUUUUCAAGAAAAUCAAAUGUUACGAAGCAAUCCAGCUUGUGAAACCUCUUUUACGGUGGAGAAUAAAAUGAAUGGUACUAGUGAUUGUGAUGGUUGUGAAAAUGAGUCUGAACUUGAAAUUUUGAAUGACUUUAAUUCAAGUUUAAGGACAGAAAUUGCAGAGUUAAAAACAAAGUUAAACAAAGAAAUUGAAAAGCAAACCUUUUUGAAGGAAGACUUUGAAAUUGCAAAAAAAUUAUAUGAACAAGAAAUGAGAGAGCAUAAAUGUACUACAGAAAAAUUGAAAUCUCUGGAAGUGCUUUAUGACUCUGUUGUAAGAGCUAUAGAUUCACAGAUUACAUCUGAUGAUUCAAGUUUAGAAAAAAAUCUUUAUCAAAUAAGCUGUAAUACAGAAAUCUGUGAUGGGAACAAUCAGAACUCUAAAGAUGAAAAUUCUGUUACACGAGAUGUAGCAGCAACUUUGACCAUCAUAGAGAAACAAAAAAAUGUUCUUCGUAGCAGAAUCAGGGAACUUGAACGGCAAAUUUUGAAUAUAAAAUUAAAUGUUCCUGUAGAUCAAUCAUUAUCUAUCCCUCCACCACCACCUCCACCCCCACCACCCUCUUUUAAUCCUAUAAAAUCUUUAAUAACAUUUAUUAAUGCUUCAAAAAAGCCAUCUAGAAAAAUAUCAGUGCCUUGUCAAGAAGGUGUUGACAAUGAGCAUCAAAAGGCAAUGAAUGAGAUGAUAAAUGCUAUUAAAAAGGGAAAUAUUCAUUUGAAGCCUGUGCCAAAAAUUCAAUCAAAAACAGAAGCAAAUUCAUCUGAACCAGUAGCAUUGGUUGAAAUGAAAAACAUUCUGCAAACUCUGAAAAAAAGAAAUUGUGAUCUUAAAGCACAAACAGAAACAAAAUUUUCUACAGAGGAAAUCCUUGAAAAAGAAAGCUGUAGUUUUUCUAAUGGUGAUAACAAUGUGCCAUGCAUUCCUAAUCCUUACCAAGAACAUUCAAAUACUGUCAAUUCUGAUAGCGAUGAUAGCUAUUCGAAAGAAAUGGAGAACUAUUCAAAAGAUGAUAAUUCAAGUUUACCAAUCAUUUCACCUUCCUUUUGUGAUUCUAAUGGAAAUGAGUUCAAAUACACAGAAGUGUCACCAUGCAGUACUAAUGUGGAUGAUGAUGAUAAAGAUGACUGUGUAAUGAUUAUUUAAAAAUUAUCAUGUUUCUAAAAUGUUUUGUAAUUGUGAUUAUUUUAUUAAGUGCAAUCAGUUUUAAAGUUUAAUCAAUGAGUGUUUUUGCACAUUU